CACAAUGCAACGCUGUCAUCGUCUGAGCCAGCAGGCGAGGCGGAGAACAACGGAACAGCUACGUAAAUCCAAACAAAUCGGGUGAAUAGUGUACAGUUAUUGAAAUUAGGGACUUUAUGGUAAUUUUUUAAAAAUUAAAAGGUAGUUUUGGACUAGCCGGGUUAGCUGGCUCUGACUGCCGGUGGGGGGGAAAGCUGUGAGAAAAGUCGCUGGCAACAUCAGACAGCCGCCCCAGACCCAGACAAAGGGGGAAAAGAAGAUCCUUAAAAGUUAACAACCGGACCUAUGUUACUGAUAUGACCUGCUGAGUUGCGUAGAAUAAGAUAGUCAGCAGUUCCUUUGUUGAGAAUAGCUAACUUAGUGUAGUCGUUUCGCCUCAGGCUAACAUCUGUAAAUACUGGAUUUGGGUAGCAUCAGCUAACAGCUAAACAAUGAGCUCUGAAGAGACUGCAGCGUCCACUAAACCCACUCCCGAUGAUGAUGGCAUGACCUGGUGGUACCGAUGGCUCUGCAAAAUAGCCGGGGUGUUAGGAGGAAUUUCUUGUGCCGUCGCAGGAGUGUGGAACUGCGUCACCGUGAACCCUUUAAAUAUCGCUGCAGGAGUUUGGAUGGUGUCGAACGCCUUCGUGCUGUUUCUCUGUGAAGUCCCGUUCUGUUGCCAGUUCAUAGAGUUCGCUAAUGCAGUCGCAGCCCGUGCAGACAAAUUCAAACCCUGGCAGAAAGCCUUCUUCUACUGCGGGAUGGCUCUGUUUCCUGUUUUCUUGAGUUUCUCCUUUACAACCUUGUUUGGAAAUGCCAUCGCCUUUGCUACGGGAGUUCUGUACGGCCUCGCGUCUUUGGGCAAAAAGGGAGACGCAGUGACCUACGCCAGACUUCAACACCAGAAACAGGGGGAUGAAGAGAGGAUGACGGGAACGACAAACGGGGCUCCAGAGUGAAGCACCUGCCUUUUUAAACCCUCCUCUUUAUGUCUUUUCCCUCCAUCCAUUCUACCUCUUCCUCCAUGCUCCCCCCCCCCUCCGUCACUACAAAAACAAUGGUACUGAGUGAAUUAAUGUACUUACACUGCUGCAUUCUUGUUGUCCUGACCUACUGGUAACCAAACAGGUUGAUGUUGGAUUCAGUCCUUUAUUAGAAACCUGGCAUGUAAAGCAGAUUGUUACCACUUAGCAUUGAUUGUAAGUUUUUUUUUUUUUUUUUUUUUUAUGUUUUAAAUCUUGUUCUUGUAUUUAUUAUUUGCCCCUUAGUUGCUGCCAGGGAAAAAUGUGAGGUACUUAUUUUACACCCAAGAGCCUUUGAGGAAUUCUGAACAGAAAUUAAUGUGAUUGUAAAAUGUAAAUAACUGACUUCAGGUAACUCAGUGUGAAAAGAGCUGACUAAAUUAGAGGAUGCAGUGUGUAGCAUUGAGGUUUAUUUAAUAAUUAACACUGCAACGUUUCAUGUAAGAUCUUUUCACCAGCUAGGAAUGUAUAAAUAUUUCAAAGAGGAUGAAAAAAAAGGUAAAUUUUUGCAGUUAAAGUAAACAAAAGUAGCAGUUAAAACUAGUGCUGCAAAAGAAAGUAUAUCUGAGCUUUUCAGUUCAGUCAUUAGACAGUUAGACAAAGCACGAUAUUUAAGGACAUAAAAAGGCCAGUGUGUAAUUACGGUACGGUAUUUGUUUUAUUGUGAUAAAUUGAUCCUUUUGAAUUGUUCUGAAGAAGGCUAGAUACAUCUUUAAUUGUGGGGAAAUGCCUGACUUUAAAAAAAAAGUAUUCAAACUGACAAUUACAGCACAAAUCUGUAAAUAACUGAAAGUGUUUCCUCGAUUUUUUUCCCCUUUACUCGAGUCUUAUGAGUAUCUGCAUGCUAGCAGGCUUCAUGAGUUUAAUAUGAUUGGUCUUGUGGUUGUUUUGUACAAGGGUUAGUUUAGGGGGAGAACAUAAUGUUUAAAAUCUGCCGUUAGUCAUUGGAGAAGUGUAGUUGUUUGAUUUCUUAAAACAAAAGAAAAGAAAAAGGGAUUUUAGUACUGAGGUUUUAAACCUGCUGUGUGCACACGAAUCGGAAUUUAAGCCUGAAAUGAUUUUAAAAAAGGCAUUAUUGUGGUUUUUUUUUAUUUCAACAUUUGGGGAUGUAUCCUCAAAACCCAAAGAUAAAGACAGUUUAACUUUGCUUUGUUUUUUUUGCUUUAAUUCAUUUGUAUUUUCCAGUUUGUUUAAGCUCAGGCAUGUGUGCACUAAACUCUUAGUAGCAUCAUUUGAGGGGAAAAUAUUGAAAGCUUUUCAGCACAUGACGCAGCUUGUUUUCACAUGUUUCUCUCAGAUCAAAUAGCCAGUAGCCAAGUUACGAGUUUGUGUUACGUGAUCUAAUGCAAAUUUUCCUUUCUGUUUACAUGUGAAACCUUUUUUUUCUUUUUUUCUUGUUCCUGAAAAUCUGCUUUAUCCGAAACGAGUCUUAAUUAGUACUCUCUACCAAAACCCAUUCAAAUGUAAAGAGGAGGAAGUGUGUCGCUUCAGGGACUAAUCGGUCUGUUUCCCUAUCAAUCAACAGAGCCAUGGUUUGCCUUUUAAGUCAAACGAGGUAUGCAGUGGUCUCAAAUGUACCAUUUGUGUUGUUUAGUUGCCUUGCCUCUGUUGUGUUGUUGUGAAAAAAAAAAGGAUGCUUUUUGGAAUAACUGUGUACACGUACCUCUUACAGCUGUUUCCGUCUCUCAUCAGUGACUGACAGAACCAUUCUGACAUUACACACAGCUCUCAGGUAUCACACAACAAUGCAUAUAAACAAAGUUGUUUAUGUUUAGAUCAUAUAUAAAUAACUCUCGUUUGAGAUGAUGGGAAAGCAUUUCUUAUGCUUCCCUUUUUUCAACGUGCACAACCAGCGUUCACUAGCGAAACACUACACACACACACACCAGCGGUACGCCACAGUCGGACACUACACACUCUUACACUACAGUUUAGAUGAGAUGUUCAAAUAAACACUAAUCUCCUUGUGCACGACCACCCAUCCAUUUUCUUCUUUGAAGAGUGCAUAUUUGGCUGUAAGGGAUAUGUGUAUAAUGUAUGAUGUGAUGUGAAUCCUGACCCUGUCGUCAGUUUGUGAAUUAAACAAACUUGCUACUA
This is a messenger RNA of Labrus bergylta (ballan wrasse), 3098 nucleotides long. It is a transcript of the gene cacfd1, whose product is annotated as calcium channel flower domain containing 1. The record is from RefSeq and is a predicted model, not a curated record. Gene Ontology annotation, cellular component: membrane. Gene Ontology annotation, biological process: vesicle-mediated transport. Lineage: Eukaryota; Metazoa; Chordata; Actinopteri; Labriformes; Labridae.